Messenger RNA from Xiphophorus maculatus (southern platyfish), 1877 nucleotides. RefSeq lists its product as uncharacterized. The record is from RefSeq and is a predicted model, not a curated record. The coding region runs from base 49 to 1335 and encodes 428 amino acids. The transcript is spliced from 10 exons. Lineage: Eukaryota; Metazoa; Chordata; Actinopteri; Cyprinodontiformes; Poeciliidae.
GUCUCUGUUGUCUCUCAGCAUUUAUGAAGAGACGUUGACUCCUUCACCAUGUUGCUCUCCUUGUUGCCGCUGCUGCUGCUGCUGCUGGUCAGAGCUUCACAAGCCACUCAUUUUCUGGGCACCAUGAUGACCUACUACCCAGGGAAAACUUUUGCAGAUGGUUCAGUCUCAGUGAUCCUUCGCUAUAAGUUGAAUUUUGUCUCAUGCAUAGAUAGUGAUGCAUGGCAAUGUAAUGGCAACUGUGGAGCACAAACACAAACACUCAACUUGUCUGUGGUUGAGGAAGUAAGCGGUGAAUGGUGUCAGAGAGAAGGAGCGAUAACUCGUCUGCUGCCCAACAACGCUGGAUUUGAGACUGUGUUGGCUAGUGGAAACUGGAUCAAUAGCAUACAAAAUGGGAUUUCAUCCUGGAGAGCUGUGACUGCCGUUGAAAUGAGGAACCGGUCGGACAUCGGAAAACCCAACACAUCCCCACAGACCACCAUCCUCCCUGCUUUGAGAAUUCCUUCAAACUGUGCCAAAAACAUAGAUUUAUUGGCCUUUGACCCUGAUGGAGACAAAGUGAGAUGCAGAUAUGGAAACACAUCAGCUUCAGAGUGUAACCCGUGUACACCGCCGUCUGUCCUCAACGUCUCAUCCAACUGUUCUCUGUCAUUCAGCCCAACAUACAGCAAUACUGUGCUUCCAUACGCCGUCCAGUUGGUGAUCGAGGAUUUUCCCAAACAGGACAUAAUUCUGACUCAAACUAACGGCUCACAGGUGGUAAAAACUACCAAUGAUGCCAUCAGCAAGAUACCUCUGCAGUUUGUUUUGAAAGUGGGUCCACCAGUACCGUCCUGUGAAGAUGGCGCCUAUCUGCCCAGAUUUCUGCCUCCAACUCCAGAAAACAGAGCUCAGCUCUUCGCCCCCGCUGGUCAGGCUCUGGUAAUCAACAUCAGAGCUGAGGCGACUCAGUCUGUCAUCACCGGCCUCCGGUACAGCGGACCUUACAACGUGGUGAAGACGUCAUCGGGAUCAGGAAACUUCUCUCUGACCUGGACGCCAUCGGCCAGUGAAGAUGGACAGAGCCACCCCAUCUGUUUUGUUGUCCAGGCAAGUUACUCGAACACUUUGUUACACUCUGACCUUCGGUGUGUUAUCGUGACGGUUGGAAACGGCACACCAUAUAUCAUCGCUCUGAAUAUGAUGAUCUCUACCUCGCUGUCAAUGGAGGACGGCUCUGAUGCCAUCAUUGCUCUGAUUAAAAACACACUGGUUAACAAAGGGCUGCCUUCAACCAUAAGUCUUCGCCUCCUGAGCAGCGGUCAAGUGGUCGUCACAACACCGAGCCCCUAGAGGAACAUCACCAAGAACUAACUGAUCUCUAAAGGGAAAUGUAUUUUCAGAAGUCAUAAAUAUAUUUUUUGGGGUGAUUUUUUAUCCAAAACCAUCAGUCAACCGUUAUAAUUUCUUUUAUGCUGUUGUCAUAGCAACCUUCCAGACCUCUCAGGUCUUCUGGUUCUGCUCUGCAUCCCCAGAACCAGAACCAAACACAGAGAAGCAGCAUUCACCUUCUAUGCACCGCAAAUCUGGAACAAACUUAAAGAAAAGGCGAAACAGCUGAAACACUGAGUUCCUUUAAAUCAAGACACUGUUUUAGGUUGCUUUCAAACCAUAAAAAAUCCAAUAUUGAUCAACAUAUCUGAUGAGUAUUGAUGAUGCUAACAUGCAAUAUCUGUUACUGGUUUUCACAAUUGUUGACUGUAUGGAGUUCUUAUGUUUUUAUGUUUUCAUGAUGUAAAGCACUUUGAACUGCCUUGUUGCUGAAAUGUGCUAUACCAAUAAACUUGAUUGAUUGAUUGAUCUGAGAUACUCAUCUCAAGAGAAUACCUACUGAA